GUCUCAGGUCGUCCGCUUCUCCGCGGAGAGGGGCGGUUGGCGUGGACUCCAUUGUUCGGGCUCGAGGGCGCCAUGAGGGACCCGCUGUUGGAGCCCGGUGUUGUUCGCUGUGGGUUGGGAUUGAGUCGUCCAGUGAGGAGGGGUGACCGAGGCCGUGGCCGUGGCGGGCGCUUCGGUUCCAGAGGAGGCCCCGGAGGAGGGUUCAGGCCCUUUGUGCCGCAUAUUCCAUUUGAUUUCUAUUUGUGUGAAAUGGCCUUUCCCCGGGUCAAGCCGGCACCGGAUGAAACUUCCUUCAGCGAGGCCUUGCUGAAGAGGAAUCAGGACCUUGCUCCUAAUUCUGCUGAACAGGCCUCCAUCCUUUCCUUGGUGACGAAAAUAAAUAAUGUGAUUGACAAUUUGAUUGUGGCUCCAGGGACAUUUGAAGUGCAAAUUGAAGAAGUCCGACAGGUGGGAUCAUAUAAAAAGGGAACAAUGACGACAGGACACAACGUGGCUGACCUGGUGGUAAUCCUAAAGAUUCUGCCAACGUUGGAAGCUGUUGCUGCCCUGGGGAACAAAGUUGUGGAAAGCCUUAGAGCACAAGAUCCUUCUGAAGUUUUGACCAUGCUGACCAAUGAAACUGGCUUUGAGAUUAGUUCCUCUGAUGCUACAGUGAAGAUUCUCAUUACAACAGUGCCACCAAAUCUCCGAAAACUGGACCCAGAACUCCAUUUGGAUAUCAAGGUGUUGCAGAGUGCCUUAGCAGCCAUCAGACACGCCCGCUGGUUUGAAGAAAAUGCUUCUCAGUCCACAGUUAAAGUUCUCAUCAGACUGCUGAAGGACCUGAGAAUUCGUUUUCCUGGCUUUGAGCCCCUCACUCCCUGGAUCCUUGACUUACUGGGGCACUAUGCUGUGAUGAACAAUCCUACCAGACAGCCUUUGGCCCUAAACGUGGCAUACAGGCGUUGCUUACAGAUCCUGGCCGCAGGACUGUUCCUUCCAGGGUCAGUGGGGAUCACAGACCCCUGUGAGAGUGGCAACUUCAGGGUACACACAGUCAUGACUCUGGAACAGCAGGACAUGGUGUGCUACACAGCUCAGACUCUGGUCCGAAUCCUCUCACAUGGUGGUUUUCGGAAGAUUCUUGGCCAGGAGGGGGACGCCAGCUAUCUUGCUUCUGAAAUCUCUACCUGGGAUGGAGUGAUAGUGACACCUUCAGAAAAGGCUUAUGAGAAGCCACCAGAGAAGAAGGAAGGAGAAGAGGAGGAGGAGAAUACAGAAGAACCACCUCAAGGAGAGGAAGAGGAAAGCAUGGAGACUCAGGAGUGACCUUCCUUUCUAUUUUCACCCCCUUGUCCAAGGUGAAGACUGGAGCCUAAGCUAACUGCUCCUGGGAUUUACGUGGUGGCAUUUCUGAGGGAAAGGGGAGACCGGAAGGAAAGGAAACUAGAAAAGUGUCAUUCCACUGGGUUCCGGUUAGCUUAAUAGCCUGAAGUCUCCCAUUUAUGACCUAUGCCACCAUCUGCAGUGACGCAGGAGACCAGCUGUUCUUCCUAAGACUUCAGAGUCCCUAGGUCCUGGAAGCCUCUCCAACAGUACAUUGUUGAAAUAUUGUGAACUGUUAGUGUCUGGAUUUUUUUUUUCCCCUAAGAAAAAUGAUUAAAGUACUUUCUCUGAGG
Hyaena hyaena (striped hyena) is the source of this 1658-nucleotide messenger RNA. RefSeq names its product interleukin enhancer binding factor 2 (gene ILF2). The record is from RefSeq and is a predicted model, not a curated record. The transcript has 15 exons. Lineage: Eukaryota; Metazoa; Chordata; Mammalia; Carnivora; Hyaenidae. The coding region runs from base 73 to 1308 and encodes 411 amino acids.